UGUGUGUGUGUGUGUGUGUGUGUGUGUGUGUGUGUGUGUGUGUGUGUGUAUGUGUGUACGAGAAAGAGAGGUGUUUGGCAUGUGAUAGAUGUGACCUAGGUGAAAGUCAAACGAGAAAGAACUUGUUUGGAGGGAUGGUGUCAUUCCUUUGGGAGACAAAUAGGGGGAGGGUCUAACAGCAACACAGGAACUGUGUAUGUGCGAGCGAGAAAGAGAGGAAGAGAGAGAGAGCAAGAGGGAGAGACAGAGCGAGUUACCGUUAAAAAGAAGUUUGUAUUAGUAAAGCAGGAAAAUUCCAACACCUAGAAAGCGCCUGUGCCAACACGGAGCGCUGGAGAGAAGAAGGCGGAAGCUGGAGCCGGAAGUGAGGGUACAUUGCUGGGGAAAAGUUGCCACAGCAACAUUUCCAGGUGGAGAAAAACCUCCGAACAGCAGCCAAGAAAACACAAUGAAGAGAACGGAGCCUCCUAAAUAACUAAUUAAGCGCCGGACUGAAUCCAUACUGUGAUAUUAUACCACAAAGGGAGGAGCCAUAGCAGCAGAGACUCGUUAAAGCGGAGCGGAGGAACUGAGUCUGAAUCCGCUCCUAGUGGAGCUGCUGCUCUGCUCGACCUGCUCACUCACCCUCACCCACCCACCCACUCACUGACUGAAACUACUGCUGGGUUUAACUGAACUGCUCUGGAAAAACUGAACUGAAAUCAAGAUGGAGGACUCCAAUGGCAGUAAACCCUUUAUGGUAACCUCCUCCCUGUCUCUCAAAGUCUCAACCCCAUCCUUCUAUAACCAGCCCAAAAAGUUUGCAUCGGUUGCACCCCCACGUCCCAAAGGACCAUCUGGCUUCUCAUCAAUCGCAAGCACUGGUGUGAUUGGUAGGGUUGGGGAGAUGCCCCCACCGCCUCCAGCCAUUGAUGACUUUCCACCCCCUCCUCCUCCACUGGAUGAGCUGCCAGCCCCUCCCCCUGAAUGCCAGACCACACCCCCUGCAUCUGAGGCCCCCCCACCUGAAUUUCCUGCCCCUCCCCCAGUUGCAGAUGACUUGCCCCUCCCAGCACCUCCUGAAGAUAUCAGCUUUAUGUCCUCAAGUACAUGUCCUGCACCACCACCACCCCCUCCCCCUCCCCCUCCUGCACCACCGCUACCCGAGCCUGGCAUUGGUACCAACUUUCAGAGACCGAUGGAAAAGCAGACUAGUUUUGACCGACAGCUGGACUCUCUGACUGAUAUGUUAUCAGAAAUGGAAACCAGAAGACCCUUCAACCCAAAGAUGCCCAGUCAGCCAUCGUCUGCGCCAGCCCCAAAGCCACCACCCACUGCCCCCAAACCUGCGCUGUCCUUCCUGCCCCCACCUGAGCUGCAGGACCGCCCUCCCCCUGCUCCCUGGGCUGAGGAGCUGCGUGCCCGUACCACCCUCCGUCAGACUGGUCCGAGCACAGCCUCUGCUCCAGCUCCUGCUGCACAGCCGCUGGCUAAAGGCCCUGCACCUGCCCCCAAAGCUACAUUCUCUACCAGCCAGCACACUUCUAAUUUUGGCGUCAAGCCAUCAAGUCCUGCAACCACUGCAGGUACAAAGGGGAUUAACAAUGUCCCCUCCCACACCUCUUUUCCUCCACCUCCUGCUGCACCUCCUGCUGCAGCACCUGCUCCUUCAGCAAGUGUUCCGAAACCUUCUCCAGCUUUCAGUCACUCUAAACCUACGCCAACUUUCAGCCAAGAGAAAGUGGCUCCAUCCCCUCCAGCUGCCCCACAGCCUAAGCCAGCUUCAUCACCCAUCUCUUCAUAUAGCAAACCAAUGGGCAACCUGUCUGCACCCAAAGCUUCACAGCCAAUGGGCCCUGGUGCAAGUGCACCCCCUACUGGUGUUCCUCUCUCAAUGAGAGAAGUUGAAGAGCUGGAGAAACUGACCAAGGACUUUAUUAAAGACAUGGACAAAAAGGGUCCAGUUGUCACCUCUGCACCUACAGAGGUGUGUGGAAAGUGUGGGGAGGCUCUAUCCAGGUCUCAGCCUGCAGUCAGGGCGAUGGACAAACUUUUCCACUCUCACUGUUUCUGCUGUGUGAGCUGCCGGCGCCCUCUGCAGGGCAUGCAGUUCUAUGACCGUGAUGGAACACCAGAGUGUGAGGAUUGCUAUGUGAGCUCUCUGGCGAUUUGUUCUCGGUGUGGGGAGCGGAUUACUGAUCGUGUGUUGAAAGCGGUGGGGCAGUGUUUCCAUGCCCACUGUUUCCGCUGCAGUGCCUGUAGCUGCACACUGGAGGGUGCUCCAUUCAUUACCGAUGAUGACAACAACCCCUUCUGUGUUCCUGAUUACCACCGACGUUUUUCUCCUCUGUGUGUGAGCUGCAAUGAGCCAAUUGUUCCUGAUCCUGGGAGUGAAGAAACAGUCAGGGUUGUUGCCUUGGAGAAGAACUUUCACCUUAAGUGCUACCGAUGUGAGGAUUGUGCCCGCCCUCUUUCCAUAGAGGCAGAUGCUGAUGGCUGUUACCCACUGGAUGGAAGAAUUCUGUGCAUGAAGUGCCACACAAAGCGUGCCAAGCAGGCCAUGCAGUGAUUGGACAAGACCCUUUUCACUCAUGCUGAAACCAAAUCUUAGAUACAAGAUUGACUUUGCUUUGAUUUUGUGGUUGCCACAUUGUUCGUUUUGUGUGCUUUGUAACUUUUGCCUUGCCCUGUCGGGUAGGAGUAGCUCCCUCUUCUUUCUAUUCAUCUGCUUAGUUUCAUCAGCAAGCCCAGGGCUUUGCAACUUUAACAACUGUUGUUUUUUUUUUUUUGUUUUUUUUUUCCCCAUGCGUGGCCUUUAGAACCAAUCCCUUUCACCAGGCCCUGCUGCUUUUUCUCAAAGGACUCUGUAGAUGAUUGACUGCAAAAUCACAAGCACAUCACCUCAGCGUGUGGUUAGUUUAAUUUUGAAUAUACUACACUGAUUUAGCCUGUCAUACAAUUUAAAAUAUGGUUAGGGUUUGAUAUUGAAUUUGGACCUAUCUAUGAAUGAUUGGUGAAAUUGGUUGGUUCAGUGCAGAGGUAAUGUACUGUACUGAAGCCCCAGUGCAACUGUCUGCCUUCAUUGCCUUCAGCUCCUAGCGUGCCUCGCACAGGAAAAUGGUAACUAUCAUAAAAUUGCAGCCUUUUGAACAAAAAAAAAAACAAAAAACAUAAAGGAAGAUGAAAGGAGAGUUGGUGUUGCAUAUGAAUACUAGUAUUACUGAAAUAUGAAUCAAAACUAUUUGAAGUAAGAACUAAGCAGGGGGUGGACAAAGCUUUACUUAUCUGUGUUUUGCAUGCAACGUUUAUUGAACAAAGACUGAUCAAAAAUGUGAAAGGAAAAAAAAAAAGCACAUAAAUUGGUAAUGACCUUAUUAUCUAGCAUGAUAGAUUAUUCAAAAUUGUGCAACGCCUUGCAUAACUUCGUAAAGAAUUGGACAGUUUUCAUUCUACAUAAUCAUGUGUGAACAUAAUCUAUGACAUGGAAUGUCCUCCAACAGAAAGGUGUAUGACCAUUGCUCAGUUGUAUUAUGAGGUAUGUGUAAAGUUUUUAAAGUAUUUCGGUGUGUUAGACAGUUGGCCAGUCAUAAGAGGUUUAUUAGGGACAAUACAUGGUCAGAGCUUUUAAAACACUAUUAGAAUAAUGGCUAUGGAUAGAAUUUUUGCACAACUGUCUUAAAAGACUCUGUAGCUGAAAUAUUAUUCAAUAAUAAACAAAUCUUUCACGUAACUGUUAAACACGUGAUGCUACCUUGAAAUUACAGUCAACUCUAGAAAUGAACUUCUAAAGUUCUAAAUAUUCUGUGAAAAAUGCUUAGAAUCUAAGUAGGUAACAUUCCCUGAAAGUGCAUUUUAUACCCACUGCCUUCAUCACUUUUUUUUUUUUUUAUAUUUGUUAUAUUCUGCUAGAAUUAAUCAUGAAUGUUCCACACAGUAUUGUGCUGUCUCUAGACGUAUUCCACUUUUGUUUAACAACUUCCAAGCAUCCCACUUGUUUCAGCUUUUUUUUUUUUUUUUUUUUAAAUGUAUAUAUAUGGGCAGUCUCUCACUGUUAUGCCAUCAUGUAACCUUUUUUUUUUUCUUUACUUAAUUCCAUGUAGGAAUGUGUUUUGUUUGAAUUCCUUUCAUUCCUCAUGCAAUCAAAAAGGAUGGGUUCCAUUCUUAAAAAAAAAAAAAAAUUCUCAUGACCAAAUGUAUUGUUUUAAGAUUUAUUCAGUAUAAUCACAUUUUCUCCCAGUCAUAUAGUGCAUUGGUCUUAUUGUCAUGCAGGUUUCAUCAUGAUACUGCAGAUUACAGUAUGUGAUGGACAUCCAUGUAAAAGGGGAUUUACACUGUUUUUAAGACGUCCUGCACUGAGAUGUUAAAGUCGAUCAGAGUGGUUUGAUGUAAAACUUGGGUUUCUUUACGAUGGUGGUGACCGAAACCAGAGGUGGUAUCCUCUACAAUGCAAAUAGAACAAUUUUCAUUUGCUAUGUAAAAGACCAGUGAACCUACAUGCGUCUGAGUUUUUGUAUGUAAUGGUGAAAUUGUGGUAAAUCUGAAAGUUUUCUUUUGAUACUAUUUUACAAUGUCCUGCCUUACAAUUUUAGGCCAAAACCAUAUCUCAAAACAAUAGUAAAGCAGUGUCUCACACUUCCGGCAGCACAUUAAUAACCACUUCAUGUAAUAACUUCCUCUGUCACUUUUUUUUUUUAUUUAUUUAUUUUUUUUUAAUUUGUAGCUCCUUCAAGCACAAUUCUGACUGACAUUUCUCCAAAACAAAGAAUUUAACGGUAAAACCACACUGAAUUUUUUUUUUUUACAUUAUCAAUUAUGCAGAACUUUUGAGGGGGGGGGAAAAAACAGUGGAAUUCAUCUUUAAGACUUUGUGUUUGCCUUUCAUUCAUUUACUUUACAUGUAAACGGUGCAUUUAAAUUCCUUUCUAAUAUGUGAAUGUGUGUAUGUUUACGGUCUGAGGUAUGCCAACGUGUUGUUUCUGCAAUCAAGCUCCCAUUUGUACUGUAUUAUAAAAUAAUAAUAAAAAGGUCAUUCAUUUGCACGGU
This is a messenger RNA of Pygocentrus nattereri (red-bellied piranha), 5022 nucleotides long. It is a transcript of the gene zyx, whose product is annotated as zyxin. Gene Ontology annotation, biological process: integrin-mediated signaling pathway; transforming growth factor beta receptor signaling pathway. NCBI's taxonomy places the organism in Eukaryota, Metazoa, Chordata, Actinopteri, Characiformes, Serrasalmidae. The transcript is spliced from 11 exons. The record is from RefSeq and is a predicted model, not a curated record. The coding region runs from base 707 to 2548 and encodes 613 amino acids.